Porites evermanni is the source of this 14092-nucleotide messenger RNA. The record is from the annotation of a GenBank genome assembly. Lineage: Eukaryota; Metazoa; Cnidaria; Anthozoa; Scleractinia; Poritidae.
AUGGCAUCUUCUUUAUGGGAACCCCAGUCACGGGAUUGCAGAGCAGAUGAUUCCCGCAAGGUGCAAGUCACUAUUUUGGCUUCUGAAUGGGGAUCAAGCAAAGGGGGACUUUCCACCAUAAACAGGGAGUUAGCCAUUCAGUUGGCCAAAUGCCCUCAAGUGGAAAUCACUUUCUUUUUACCUCAAUGCAGUCAAGAGGACAAGAAGGUAGCCAUGCAGCAUAACGUAAAGGUCGUUGAGGCAACACCACUGCCUGGCUUUGAUCAACUUAAUUGGCUUUGCUUUCCACCUGAAGAUUUGCAAAUGGAUAUUAUCAUAGGUCAUGGAGUUAAACUCGGUAAACAGGCUCAAAUCAUUAAAAGAUCUAAAAGGUGCAAAUGGGUUCAAGUGGUGCACACAGAUCCAGAGGAACUUGGAAUGUUCAAGAACUAUUCAGAUCCAAUUUCAAAAGGCGAGGAAAAGCACAAGAUGGAAGUAAAACUGUGUGAAAUGGCGGAUCAUGUUGUUGGGGUUGGUCCCAAGUUGAGUGAGGCCUUUCGCUCUUAUCUUCGCAGCUGUCAAAAAGAUGACAAUCUUGUUGACUUCACUCCGGGAGUAUUCGUAGAGUUUACGACUGUGAAGCAGGCUCCUAGUGAAAGGCAACAACGCAGUGUCUUGGUGUUUGGUCGUGGAGAUGUAGAGGAUUUCAAAUUGAAAGGAUUUGACAUCGCUGGGAAAGCGAUUGCUGAGUUAGAAGAUACUCGUCUUGUCUUUGUUGGAGCUCCAGACGGAAAACACGAAGAAAUAGCAAAACGGUUAACUGGAUGUGGUGUCCCUGCAAGUCGCUUGAGAGUAAGAGGAUUUGUUGAAGAUCGAGAGAGUCUAAGGCGCUUGUUUCAAGAAGUAGAUCUUGUUGUCAUGCCUUCAAGAACAGAGGGCUUUGGACUGACAGGACUGGAGGCCUUGUCGGCUGGUCUCCCUGUGCUCGUCAGCUGCAACUCCGGUUUUGGAAAAGCUUUACACAGUGUACCUUUUGGAUCAACAUUUGUAGUGAACUCAGAGGAACCAGCAGAUUGGGCUUCUGCUAUCAAAACAAUCUUGGUCAAGGACAGGAGAAGUCGGCUUGAGGAAGCAGAAACCUUGUGCGAAUCCUAUGGCAAGAAAUACAACUGGGCCAAACAGAUAAAAGAUCUCAUUGACACGAUAAUCAGUUGGGUGUACGGUAUGAAUGCCAAUUUUCCUUUUAUGAAAAAAAAAAAUUCUUAACAGAUUGCAAAAGGAAUAAUAGAAUGUGGGCUCUGAUAAGAAUUGAAAAUAAACAAACAAAACCAAAUUUGAGUAAUAUCUGCUGCCUUUUUGUCCUAGCUGAGAUUGUGAAGAAAAGCGAUUACUAAGUUUUGUGUUACAUGUAAGCAAACAAAGUAAAGUAAUAUUGACCCAAACCAUAUAUCAUAUGUUUUAUCUCCAGUUCACUGGCUUAUGGGCUUAUCCACAUUUACCAAAACAGCCUGUUGUUAUCUACUCUUUUUUGUCAACAGAUGAUUCCUUAGAUUACCAGAGCUCUUCAGAAACAAAGCACAGAAUUUUUGCAUCCACUGAUAAAGCUUCUCAGCGAACAGAUGGGACAACUGUAGACCCUGAAGGUAUCCCUGAUGACUUAAUAAUAAUAAGCUUCUUGAAUGAUGUUGCUGUUCAAAAGUGUUAGAUUUGUACAUUAAAAUUGUUAACAUCCUUUGAAUAUGUCUUGGCUUACGUAAGCGUGGAUGAACGAUAGCUACAAUCAGGGACACAAGUAGUUGACACACUUGUUUAAAAUGGGUGCUUUUAUCAACAAUUUCAUUCAUCUAUUAUUUCAUUCCUUUUAAAUGCCAUAAAUCCCCUCACCCCCCAAAUCAAUGUUGUCUGAAGUAAAAGAAAGACUUGAGGGUCCAAAAUACAACAUUGUUUUUGGAGGGAAGGGGUUGGGGUACAGAGGGGAAGGGGAUAGGUAUGUCCAUUAUGCAAAAAGGGGUCAUUUAUGGAAAGUGUCUCAACACUUUUGUCCCUCAUUGUAGGUUCACUUGCAUGUAUGCAUACCGCUAAGGCCGAACAGUUGGCUUCAAUCUGCCUCGAACUGGUUUAGGAUUUCACUUUUUCUCCAUAACUUCAAGAACAUUUCAACUUCUAGAGUUCUCAAAUCUCCCAAAAAUAUUGUUUGGAGGGAGAGAGAGAAAAGAAUAAAGAAUAUGUGGCAUGUGUGAACAUGUGCACAUUUGUGUACUUUUCAUGUACAAAUGAUUGGAUCUCAUUAUGCCUGAAAAGUGCCAAAAUUGCGAGAAAACUAAUGAAAGCCAAUUAAAGAAAUUCCUUUGUUGAUUUUAUUCAUUUAAAUGUUUCAGAGGAAAGCUAUUAGGGAGCUCAAGCAAAGACUUUUUUGAUCAGUGCCACCUUUGAACUUGACGUGAGGCCUUUCCUUUUUGACAUGCCUUGAAGCUACCAAAAGUGUAUUGCUAAGUGUCUUUACUCUUAUUGAGACAGUUUGCUGCAAAAUAUUUUGGGCAUAACAACUGCCCAACAUGCAAUAUGUUCCCUUCUGUUCGACCCUAUUGCGUUGUAUGUGAAAUAUUGGUUAAGCAGAACACAAAAUACUAACCAGUCUGCACUGCGCUCUGCAAAAUAAAUCAACAAGCUAACUGAGAACUAUGGAUUAAGCAAAUAAUAUUAUUAAAAUCUUGCUAAUUCUCUUAUCAUAAAAAAACUAGUUGAUGUCAAUUUCAGAGGAUUAUUUUAAAUUAAUCACUGCAAUAGGAUCCCAAAAAUUAUCAAUAUCCAUGACCACUACACCCCUACAAAACAAUGGAAAAUGUGAUUCUAAGUACCUUUUUUUUUUUUUUUCAGCUUGGAAUGUUUUUCCAUCUUUACAAAAUUUACAAUGUGAUGCAGAGCAGGUUAGCAAAAAAACCAACCUACCAUCUGAUCUAAGAACGAUUGCUGCCAAGAAAGGAUUCUUUGUUUCUGAUAACCAAGCUUCUGGGAACUGUUUAUUCCAUGCAUUAUCAGAACAAUUACAAAGUGUCAAAGGAAUUCAAAUCUCACACAAAGAGCUAAGAAAAACCUUGGUUCAGUUCCUCGAUGAGAACCCUAAUCUGGUAAGUUGAUGACUAGCCUAACUAAGACAAAAACUCUUGGCACAGGCCUUCCCUGUCUGUUUGGCGGACUCCCCUCAUAUGAUAAGGAACUAAACAUACCAUGCUGUCCGUGCGAGAACUAGUGAGUCAGUCCCAGCUUUAUCUAUGACUUAUACUCUUAUAUCACCCAGCUCGUCCUAUUCUUAAUUACUUCAUAUCAUUGCUAAUUACUGCCCUACACCUGUUCCUUAAAUUGUAUCACGCCAAUAAUUGAUCCCUUAACUCAGUUUGACGUUUCUGCUAAACUAAAUUGGAUAAAAGCCGGGAUUGAACAUAACAAAAAAGAACUGAAGUAUUAUGGGAUUGAGACUAGGCUCUCUCAAUCUUCUUUGAAAUCACCCACCUCUUUGUGUUUAGUCUGAAAUACUUAAGCUUUGACAGCGAAACUUGGAGGGUAAGAACAACCAAACACAAGCAUUUUAGGUCACUUGUCUUGGUGACAGUCAUCACACAAAUGCAUCAUGACUUGAAAUACCGGUAGUCGCCUUCUGUCGCCAUCUAAGGUUACAGGUGACCCAGGUGAAAUUUUUUUAAAUCCCUGUCAACAGUAUCAUUUCCAUCUGAAAACUACUUCCAAAAUUUUGGAGAGAAUCUAAAUAAUUCAUUAUCAGGGCUGCCUCAAGCGGAGCCCAGUUUACAAAAUACCAUCUAUUUUCUCCCCAGGGGGUAUUUCUGCAAAGUCAUAGUGGGGGUGUGCUGUCCAGCUCUCCAAAUCUUAGCACUAUUUCAGAGCAAUAGCUAUAAGGUUAAUGUAAGGGAGUACUCCCUGGGGAUUUCCUACGUCAAAAAAUGAGGACUAUUAAUUAUUGACUUAGUAACAGCAAAGCAUAUUAAGUGAUGGCAUCCACAUCCUCGGAGACACAGGGGCAGCUAGUUGGGAUAAUAUAAUGUUUGUGGUGAAAGUUUACUGUAAGAUUGAGAUGAGCCCCUGGGCACUUACUCUUACCACACCAAUUCCAGAAGCUUUUGAAUUGCCUGCUUCUGACUGGCCAGAAAAAAAAAUUUCUGGCCAAUCAGCGAAGUGGAACAGCCAGGUGACUCUGGUGUUUUCUUACAUGACGUAGGUUUCCUCAUCGCUUGCCGUUGUUGAGUAGCCCAUUUAAUUGGGAAAGUUUCUCAAGAGAAGUUUCAGAAAAACUGUUAACAAAGGCAAAAAUGUUUCAGAAGUCAUGCAAACAAGCAUGGACAUCUAUAAUGUAAGCCUGGCAUUGUAUACUAGACAAUGUGAGCAAAGGUGUGGAAAGUGAAAGUCAUGCAUCGCGUAUCAGCAAUAAAAAUUUACGAUACCCUUGGCAGAUCCAUUGUGGGAACUAAUCGGAGAUUGUUUGUUCCUUUUAGCCAUACUAAAGCAUGCAAUUUUCCCGGCUUUAUUAACAUUUUUUUCUUAAGCUGUCCUCGAUAAACUUUCCCCAUUGAACAUUGUACGCAAUUAUGGCAAUCAGUGAGAGUGUGCAGCCUUUAAAUAUACUUUCUAGCAGAUUAAAAUCACUCCAUGUCUAUGUCGAUUACUCAGAAAAAAUUGAAAUUCAUUUGUUUGAUUGUUUUUGUUUUUUAGCACGAAGGGACAUCUUUGCUUAACUUUGUCUCUGGAUACCCAUCUUGGCAUGAAUACUUAGAAAGCAUGGCGAAAGACGGUACUUGGGGCGAUCAUGUGGUUUUGUUUGCUGCAGCGAAUCACUUUCAAACUCCCAUCCGUAUUAUCAGCAGUCUCGACCAUGAGAUAGUUGUCCAGCCAGAUCAUGCACUUGCCAACACCACCCCCCUUGUGUUGGGACACAUUCACGAGUUACACUAUGUUAGCCUUCAGCCCAGACAAGGUAAAACAUUCUUUCCAAUCACAAACAUCCUGGUAUUUUUUUUUUGGACUUGUGGGAAUUAUGUUUGCAGAAUUUAUAUACAUACGGCUAUUUCGAGAAAGGUCGUCGGAAAAAAUGUGCAAAAAUAUGGGAUAUGAUCAUGCCUUUAUCAAAGGGAAGUAAUAAGAAUUUUAACAAACAACUUGAAGAGGCAUGUUAGAAAAAUGCAGAGUUUUACCUAAUUAACCCUUGUUUUUUAACAGUCAAAUUACCACUCACAAAUGAAUACAUGUACCAUCUCUGAUGAUUCUAGAAGGUGUGGUUUUGCCAAUUUGCACAAUAAAUGCUGAAGUUUAUGCUAAAACUUCAGGAUUUUAAACUCUCAAGUAUUUUAUCAUGGAGUAAUAUUUUAUUUUGUUUUAGUUUGAUUACAUGUUUUCUGUAUAUCUAAGCCCAUUAGUAGACACAGCAAAAGAGAAGUUUAAUACCUAAUUAAUUGGUUAUUGCCAUGAUAUAGUACUGAUGAGUAAAAAGCAAUAAUAUAAUAUUCCUUGUGGUACAAUGAUAUUGUGUUUAUUUCCAGUAUUAAUUUGACGCUAUAUGAGGCCUGAGAAGACAGCCAACAUUUUGUGAUGCCACCACUGGUUUCCCCGUAAAAAGAAGUCCAAGGAACGAGCAUAGAAAUUCAAUACUGAUGACACAUCACUAUCCAGAUCUGGGUAGUGCUUCUGAUUGGUUGAAGCAAAUUUACCACACAUCAGGACCAAUCAGAAGCACUACACAGAUCUGAGUAGUGAUACAUCAUCAGAAUGAAAUUUCAACUCUUGUUUCUCAGACGUCAUUUCAUGGGGAAAACCAAAUGACAGCUGUUUUCUCAGGCUAUGUGAGAUGCUACCAGCUCUGUACUAGGCAGCUACUUAUCUCAUAUAGUGCCAGUGGCAAAAGUGGCCAGAUCCAGUUUCUCACACUGUAUUUGCAGUCGCUAGAACACCACAUUCUUGUCAUUAAAUACUAUAGAGAGGAGAAGUCGUUAUGUCAUGUUGCCAUGGUAGCAAAAUUUCUGGAUGACGACAAACCGAAAAAUUAAGUCUCUUAAAUGUGAAUUUGCACUGUUAUUCAAUUUCACUUAAUUUGUCAAAUGUUGGUGAAAUUUUCUGGGGUUGAUUCCGAAAGGACCGUAUCUAAGUUAAAAAAAAGAAAAAGGAAAUUGUUUUGCUGUGUUCACCUACCUCAGGAAGCGGGUGCGUGAAAUUAGGACAUUUUAUGUCGCAGUCAUGCAACAAUGGCUAAGAAAUGUACAAAAAAGUGUCAUGCACAUGCAAAGUUGUUGUUUUGCUAAUGUAUACUAUUUCUUUUUCCCGUUCUCCUUGGCGUUGCCACUGUCAUUGCCUAAGCUCCCUUUUGUUGCCAAAAAUUUUGCUUCCAUGGUAAUGUGACAUCGCACUUCUCCUCUCUAUUGUUGAAAAUAUUAUCAUUAUUAAUUCUCUUUUUUUAUCUUCACUUGAUUCAUUAUUUGUUUAAUUGCACUGGUUAGGAUCCAAGACAUUAACAUCUUCAGAGCAUUCAACUAGCAGAUCAGUGGGCAGUGAUGGCAAUUCACCCCAGCUUACCACCAUUUUCCCAGAGGAUACAACUAGAAGUUCAUACGGAAGUGAUGGUUCUGCACCACAGCUUACCAGCCGUCUCCCUUCUUGUGUAAACAAUACUGCAAGCAAUGCAAAAAAGCCCAUUAGGAGCCCUCCUGAGGUCAAUAAAGUUCUCCUUUCCUUGGCUGAUGUCACUACAACAACCAAACCUUCAAAAGAUGCUGAUCUCCCUGUUGAUGUUCUGUUACUGACAGUGAAGAAUUGUGAGUUCUUAGCUUGCUACAGUGAGCUUAAGAACCCCUAUAGAUGUUACUUUGAUGGUCUUGGAUAUGUUUACUUUUCUGAUGUGGAUAGAAGUCAAGAGAAAGUUAAAGUCGCAUUAUUAAAGUGUUAUGAAAAUAGUGCUGGCCCUGGUGGUUCUCUCAUCUCUGUUAAGAAUGCGGCCACUGUGCUAAAACCUAAAGCAGUUAUAUCUGUUGGUACAUGUAGCAGUCUUCACCCUGAGAAAUGCAAGUUAGGAGAUGUUGUUGUUUCUGCCAAAUUAACAACAUAUGCAUCCAAAGUGGUGAUCAGUAAUCAAGAACAUUCAACUGGCAUGAGAAAUUAUGUGAGCAAAUGUUUCCUGAAUGUCAUUAAGAAUUGUGCUGAUGGCUGGAAAGCACCUUUGAAGAACCUGGCUGAUGCUCAACAAGUUCAAGUUUAUACUGCCGCUGAGUUUCUGACUGGACCAGAACAAGUCAUUUCAGAACAGCGACGUGAUCAACUUGCUGAAACAAAUCCUCAGGCAAUAGCAAUGGAAAAUGAAGGAGAAGGUAAGUUGACUGUUGUUUUUGUUUGUCAUUACAACAUAAUAAUAUUUAUACGUAAGUGCGCUGUACAUAAAUGAUUAUUGCAAGUCUUUCAUGACCCUCUGGAAAAAUAUUAUUUUAUUUAAACAUCCCCUGCCCUUUGGAAUUUUUGGCAUUUUAACCCCUCUCCCCCUCCGCCAUGGAAUUUCCAUUGAUGAUCCAUGGAGAAGUUAUGGAUAUUUUCUGGAAAGACACAUUCCUUUCAUAUCUUAUGGUUCACCUUUAUACUUGGUUUAAAUUUUAUUUUCCUUUGUUUUAAACUCAUUAUCAUACAUCACCAUAAAUAAAGUAAAAGAAAAUACAAACCAUAAGGAUAAAAUAAUUGAACAAAAAUGUAUACAAAGUUAACUGAAACCUUCUAUAAAAGGUAAACCUUUUUUCCCUUAAUUUUCGUCAUGAAUCAGCAUGAUUUGGGUUUAAAGAAUGGUAAUAACAUUUAGAGCUUUACUUGAGGUGGAAAGAUGGAGUAAAAUAUUAAAUAAAUUCAACACCUUGCUGGCCAGCAGCCUUUUGUAUGAGGUUGAUGGUGGUGUUUAAUUACUCCGCAGGGUACUUUGAGAAUUUAAAACUUCUCUGUUAAGGUCAUGCCAUUAUUUUUGUAAACUUAAUGUUGCUUAUGCUUGUGAAAUGUUCUGCUCCCUACCCUGCCUCCCUGUAGAAAGUAUAUGUUAAGUAUGCGACCCUAAUGUUCCACUGGUAAGCAGUGAGAUUGUGCCUGGGUGGAUGCCACUCACAGGGUUGUCAAGGUUAUGUGCUGCACUUGGCAGCAUCUUAGGUCAAUAAGCCUCGCAGGCACCUCACCAUCACUUAUCAUUGAGAUUUUAAAUAUUACACAUUUAUUUAUAUGUUAUAAUUCACAAAGGUUUCCCAUCACUGUGAAUGUGCAAAAUAAAUAAAUAAAUAAAUAUUAAAAUAAUAAAUAAUAAUAAUAAAUAAAUAAUAAAAUAAAAUGAUGUAUAAAAUCAAUGAUUGAGAUUAAAAUAAUAAUAAUUUUAAUUAAUUACUAAUUAUUAGUAACAGCAGAUUUAAAUGCGUCCACAGAAGGCUGAUCUAAUAAAAAGGAACGUAAAGUUUUCUAUUCUUUUAAAGUUCUAGUAAAAAAAUUGUACUUAUAGGUAUUGCUGUUACUAUCAGUGUUUAUAAACUUGCUGCUAUGGUAAGAGCAGGUAACACAUACAGGUUGGGCGUGCAGUGUACUCUGGAAUAUUGACCCUGAUUUUAUUGUUCACUAUUUUGUACAUGGUUGUAAGUUGUGCAAUUUUGCGUCUCAGUUCUAGUGAGUGCCAGUUCAAAUAGUUCAGGAGAUUAGUGACUGUACCGGGUUUCCACUCAUAGCAGUUUUUUAGAAAUCUGGCAGCUCGCCCCUGUACUCCUUCAAUAUAGUGGCAAUGCUUUUGAGUAUGUGGGUCCCAUACGCAUAACAGACAUAACAGUCCUUUUAAUAAAAAAUGGCUGCUGUUGUUUUUCCAUACUCUGGAAAUUUGUUUAGUUCUUGGUUUAUAGUCUGUGUAGUUGUGAUUGAUUUAAACUGAUUUAAAUUUAAGAGAUUUCUAUGGAAAAAAGCCACACUAACCCAGUUAACUGUUCAUAGAAUAGGAUACUUGUACCCUUAAAACUACAUAAACUUUAAUCUUAACUUUACUUUAACUUGAUGCUUAAGGUAAAUAGUUUAAUUCUGUUGGCAAGUUUUCAUUAAGCAAUAGCAGCUGCAUGAUGUCUCUGAGCUCCACACAAUUUUUCUUGUGCAUGUACACAGGACUGUCUUAAAACUGAUGUACUGUUUGUAUUGUUUUCGUACAGGAGUAUUUGCAGCAGCAUUUGAUUGUGGAAUUGAGUGGUUAAUUGUGAAAGGAAUAGCUGACUAUGCAGAUGGCUCUCAGUUUGCUUCUGAGAGAUGGUCAUCCUGUGCAAGUGUGAUGGCAGCAUCUCUUGUUGCACACAUUUUGAAUGAACCCUGUCUUUUUCAUUCAUGGCCUCAUUAUCAAGGUAAUCAUUUUCAUAAAGGGCAUAUGAUUUAUUGAAACCAUUGAUGGGUUACUUAGUACAGUCACAGAUAAGCUACAGGGUAUAUAUACAUGUACACUGAGGGUACAUACAUGUUCCAUCCCAAAUUGAGGUGUCCAAUACACACCUAGCUUGUGUACAGACCCCUUCCCCCCCCCUCCCCCCCUCCAUUUCUCUGUUUUUUACUGAGGGGAAGGGUGUCUGUACACAGACUAAUGCACACCACUUGUUUAAAUUGUGUAAGUUUAGGUUGAAGUGGUGCAACUCAUAUACGUGUUGUUGAUAAGUGUUGUCAAACAAUGCCUACUAUUGGUGUGAUUGGUUCCAGUAGUGAAUGUGUUCCCAAGCCUGGAUUUUGUUUAAGGUGGAGAUAAACGAAUAUUUCAACAAACCACAUGGCACGCCCCCACAACCCAUGUUUCUUGUAAGCUUUGUCAGUAAUCGGUAUAUUUUGAUUUAUCACUUGCUCUAUCACUGAAUUUCUUUUUAAUAUUCUGUGUAAGAUUUUUAUCAUGAUACCAUAUUUUAUCUUUUCCUGUGACAGUAUAAUCAUAAUGUUAUCAGAAUGUUUAAUGGAGGAUUUCUUCUUUUCCCUGUGAUUAGCCUGUGUAGCUGGCGGGAUUCUUGUGCAGGCGGUACUUUUUUGGCGGCAGAGCUGCCACGUGCAACACGAGGGAUUUUGUACGCACUAAACAGCAUUCCCACGCUAAUCCCACUAGCUACGCUGGCUACCCUGUGAUAGGCAUGAUAAAAACACUAACCCUGAUGUGAACGAUUUUGAUGUCAUCAUGAUGUAUCAAUCUGUCAUUUUGUCGGGUUUUUUUUGUUAUUGUACAUUGUACUCACUAUCUGUCUUCUCAUUAGCUGAGAACCUACAGCUAAUUUUGGAAAUCAGCGCAACCUACAGAUUAGUUAGUAUCUUCUAGCAGGUAACUGACUAAUCUGUAGGUUGCGUGCACAAUGUAUGCUUUCCGAUAACAAAUUAUAUCAAUUCAGGUUCCUUUCGACUGUGUGUUUGCCGUUGGUAAAAUCCAACUAGUGGUCUAUUAUCAGUGCUGCGUUCUGAUUGGUUGAGCUACUACUAGGCUAUAUGUUAUAGCCCACUAGUAGCGAAAAGCGCCGGCUUUUUGGCGGCCAAAAAGGAUUAAAAUCUAGCUCUAGCUAGCUAAAAUUUUUUUAUUCUCGAUAUUUUUGAUCAACUAGUUGGAUUUUACUAAAACAAUUAUUCCUCUCGCCCUCAUGGCCUCUGAGUCAAUAGCCCAUUUAGCCUUUGGCCUCAUGGGCUAUUGACUCAGAGCCAAUUCAGGCUCGAGGAAUAACCGCUAAUUAUUUUCUUCAAAACAAUGUAUAAUAAAACAAUUAUUAGAUUCGGUUUUUCUGAUGUCCUAAAUAAUCAAGGUCUCGGUAAGGGUUAUCAUUCUCAGCCUUCGGCUCUUCUGAUAACACUUACCUCGACCUUGAUUAUUCCGGAUAUCACAAAAACCUCAUCCAAUAAUUAUUUAUUAACCCAUUCGCUCCUAGAGAUUUUGCCGAAAAACGCGUUUUGAAGCUAGUCGAGUGGUUUUCUGGUCACUGUCGUGCUAUAAAGAGCUAAAACUUACCACAAACUGGUUUACAGGUCGAACACUUCGCGGUCUUCCGAUCCAGAUGCAAAAUAUCAGCUUGCGAAGUUCGGGCAUGCGCAGAAAGCAAAAUUUCGACAGUUUUUGGGUUUAAAAGUGACACAGCAGUCUUGACUUUUACUUUUCGCUUUCUCUCCUCCCUUCUUUUUUUGCUUUUCUUGCCUCAUUUUUUUUUUCUCUUGCUGGGCAUUUAGUAGGCUUGAUUUUGGUGGGAAGAGUUUUUAGGAAAGCUUUUAGGAUCUUAGGAUUAGGCGAAAGGAAAGGUAGGUGGGUAAUGGGACAAGAUUUUCAUGGAGAUUUUCAGGUCAAUGUCACGUGGUUUUUUGCUUGUUUCUCCGGUGUCCUUGACUGAAUUGUGCUCAUUCUGGUAUGGUUUGAAAGAUCUCUUCACUCUGCACAAGUUAGUGAAGAAAGUUGUCCUUGGCCGUUAAAACUGAUGACGUCACAAUGGGUAGAAAGGACCUGGAUCCGCACGGGCGGUUACGGGCGGUUCAGGGGCGAAUGGGUUAAAUGGUAAAAUCACUUGACUAAGAUUUGAGAUUGUUAGUAGUUCAUGUUUGAUGGCUUACUAUUCUGAAAUAUACUUUUCCAUGCUAUUCUUAUUUGAUAGUGAUAUUUUAGUUAACCACUUUUUCAAGUAAAUAAUGUUAAGUGAUUGUUUUUCCGGCAGGGCUGCAGCAACGUGAGUAUAAGGACGGUCCAACCGAAAGGCGACCAUCAACCGCUUUAUCCAGCAACGCUUCACUUGAUUCCUCAUUCAACCGCACUCGAACAAACGAACAACAAUUAGCCGCUUCCUUCAUCGAAGAUAUGAAGAAACAUGUCCAAGAAGUCACUGAACAGCCUUACGGAGAUCUUAAAUCACCUUUCCAUUAUCCAGGCGAAGGACCUAGAAGAGAUCUGAAGCUUGACGAAAUCUUCACCAAUUUGACUGUUUACAGGGGGAGAGCUAAGUAUGACUUUUCUGGAGACAGAGUGGCACAACUAAACGAAUACCUCAAAGCCAAUGAAAAUUUGCGGCCAACACUGCCAGGAGAUAUUUUUAAUGCUAAAGAGCGGAAGAUUCUUGUUGUCGGUCGUCCUGGAAUUGGAAAAACUAUGUUUAGCACAAAGAUUAUUCGCAACUGGGCUUGUGAUAACUUAUUGAACGGAUCACAAAAAUUACAAAUGGAUUUUAAAGCUGCUUUUCUCAUUAAGUUGAGAAUGUUUAACUCUACAAACAAAGAACUAAAUGUUCGCGAGCUACUUGAUCACUCAGAGUAUUCAACAGCUCUUUCCGAAGAUUACUGGAACUACAUCCGUCAAGACCAAGAGCGAGUAUUGGUGAUUUUUGAUGGACUUGACGAAUAUUCUGGUAGGACUGAAAUAAAUAAAGAUGACGUUCGUUACAGAAACAAUGAAGAAGAAAGGAUGCCUGUCCAUUUUCUACUGAAGAAAAUAGUAUCGGGAAAAAUUCUAAAAGGUGCGACAGUCUUAACCACUACAAGACCCAAUGCCGUACGAUUUAUCACAAGUCUUCACUUUGACAAAACAGUUGAAAUACUGGGAUUUUCAACUGAGCAAGUGAAUGAUUAUGUACAGAAGUUUACAAAGGAGGAGGACAAAGCGGAAACCAUAAAGCAGCACAUCACCAGGAACUUAAACCUUGUAGCCUUCUGCUACGUUCCUGUUAAUUGCUUCAUCAUUUGUAGUUGCUUGUUAGAGUUGCUUGGUAACACUGGCUUUACCAGCCUCCCGACGAAACUGACAGAAAUAUACUCAGUUGCCGUAAGGAUGUUUUACUUUAGCUAUGAUGAUCUUCAAUAUCGCCACAAUAAAGCUGAAGGUCAACAGUUUUUUCUUAAGCCGUUUAAGGAACUUUCUUCCUCUGUGCAAGAGAUGUUCAAACGUCUGGGAAAAAUUGCCUUUGAUGGAAUUAAAGAGGGAAGACUAAUUUUUGAAUCACACGAAGUUAAAGACCUAGAGAGUAAUGGCUUGUUUCACCGUUUACCUGACACUAGAGACCGUCCUUUAGCAGAAGGAAGGAAACAAUAUUGUUUUGUACACCUGACGAUACAGGAAUUCUUGGCGGCAAAGUAUUUGGUAGACACGUCGUGUUCCGAAGAACUGGGGACCUUUGUUUCCGCUCACAUCCAGGAUGGCGCGUGGAGGGUUGUGAUGCAGUUUGUGGCUGGACUGCUGGCUGAAAAGGAAGGACAAUUAACAGAUAUUUUCAGCAACCUUCUGCCCUCAAAAACUAUUACUAAAGAAGUCAAAAUCGAGAUGACUGAAGAUUUAGAGGAACGAACCGAAACACGGACAUUUUGGCCAGCCGACCAUGAAGACAAGGCUUUUGUGGUGACGCUUUUCAAUUGCAUGUAUGAGAACAAUGCUUCUGGUCGAGAAGUUCAAAAGAAACUGGCGAAAAUUGGUUGUAAUGCGCUUGAUUUUAGUCAGUUUAACCUGUCACCUCUCGACUGUUUAGCAUUAGUGCAUGCACUUAAAAAUGUUGAAGGAAUUUUGGAUUUUAAUUUAAGCCGCAACAACCUUCAGUCGCUAGGAUGUAUUGAGAUUGCGAAGUUGUUACCUGGCAACGAACACAAUCAGGGUUUUUGCGAACUAAAAAGCUUAUACUUCUGGACUAACAACAUGACUGAUGAAGGAGUGAAACAUUUAUCUUCAGCACUCACACACACUAACUGCAAACUAAACACCUUAUACCUCGAGGAUAACAACAUAACUGAAGAAGGUGUGAAACAUUUAUCUACAGCACUCACACAUACUAACUGCAAACUAAGCAGCUUAAACCUCGAGGAUAACAACAUAACUGAUAAAGGUGUGAAACAUUUAUCUACAGCACUCACACACACUAACUGCAAACUAAACAGGUUAGGCCUCGGUGGUAACAACUUAACUGAUGAAGGUGUUAAACAAUUAUCUACAGCACUCACACACGUUAACUGCAAACUAAACAGCUUAAACCUUAGGGAUAACAACAUAACUUCUGAAGGUGUUGAACAUUUAUCUACAGCACUCACACACAGUAACUGCAAACUAAACACGUUAGACCUCGUGGGUAACAACAUAACUGUUAAAGAUGUUAAACAUUUG